AUGCCGCCUCACGUGUUCGUGCGAGCAGAUCAAAACAAUGGGCAGGAGCAAGAGACCCUUCCUGCCCCUCUCCUCUUCUUCUUCUUCUGCUUUGCCCUCUUCACCUUUGUCUCACGUCUCGCCGACUCCCUUGAGGCCUACAAGCGCAGAAUCGUCAAGUUUCUUCUUUCCCCCCUGGGGUCUCUGCCCGACCAGCACGACGGACCGGGGGAUGACGAGCAGCUCUAUCGUCAUCCCGUAGAGCAGCAAGACACUGAUCGCCUCUUCACCUCUCAACAGUUUCUCUACCGUUCCUGCGGUGGUGACAACCUCCCCUUCGUCAACAUGUCUGCGUCCAAAUUCGCCAUGGACAGCGACAAACGCGUCCUCUACCACGCCCAGGUCACUCUGGGAUGCAACGGCCUGCGAGACCUCUUUAGUAUUGGCUUCAUGCGUCAGGACACGAUAGAGAGGAGAAUCAACGCCGCGGGCAAGAGGAUUGUCCUCAACGGCAUCGUCUCUCUCUGUGCCGUCUGGCUCCGCGAGAAGAUUGGCCGCGUCUACUCUAACCCGACCAUGGCGCCGCCCUCGCUGAAGGACCUCUGCCUCUUCCUCGAUAGCAAGGACUGCUCGCGAGACAUGUGUUGCCAGAUCUUGUGGGAAGCCUUCCAGGAGGUCGACCCGAGCCACACCGACAAGGUUGCGCUGCGAGUUGGCCAUGUCACGUUGACGAGUUUCCGUGCCGUCGUCGACCAUAUAUACGAUCACUGGUACCUGUGGCUUUUGGAGGGUGCUGGUCCAGAGCAGACUCCGCAUGAGAACGUUGCUGCCACCGGAGCAUCGGGUCACUUCCCUGCCGCGAAAGAGGGUAAGCAAAGGGCCAAGGACGGACAACUGCCCUAUCCUGCCUACAACCACGACCUUGUCCGGCUUUCCACGGAUGAGUAUGACCUUGGCUUCCAGGCAGGUCUCGAGCAACUUCACAAGGACCAGCAACCGGCCCCCGGCCAUCGCAAUGGUGAUGUCUCCUAUGGCGACAGAGCACCCAUUGGACACUGCCCCCCUUACGAUCUCGGAUGCGCUAGCUCCUGGGGCUCUCAACCGGACCAGUCCGAAAGAUGCGUCACUCGACUCCAAGGCUGCGUUUGCAAAACUUGUCACGUCAAAGGUUGGCUGUCUCAUAUACCCAAGGAGGGCGCUGAUGUCCCUGACUCAAACGUCGAUGCACUAGGUCGCCCUGUCAAAAAGAAUGAAGGAAAGGCCAAUGACGCGGAGCGAGCGGACUUGUUGGCCAAGCUUGACCGCCUCGCCAAGCGACAUCGCGAUCCUUUCUUCGCCGAGACCGACUCCGAGGACGAAAGAACACAGGAUCCGAAGCCCCUCGUAUUCGGACGCAAACAACCGCAAGUGUCACAUCCGGAACAUGACGGCAACAAGGGAAAGACGAGUAAGGGCACGGAGAGUGCAUCCUCAUCUGACCUGAUCUGCCUCGAUGACGAUGGCAUUGCAAUGGCCGAAGUUGAUCGUUUCUUGGCAGAUCUCGAAGCUUCUCUAGAGCGGGGAGAGCAGAGUUCGGUUACAGCACUGCAAGUCGAAGGCGAGUCUUACGAUGAAGAAGGGAUGUACGAGGAGUCCGCCAUGGAAGUCUCUCUGCUUGACGGCUCUCCCCAGAAGAGUGACGUGCAGAGUCUUCCUUCGGGACUCACGUCGGACAUUCAAAUUGGUUGCAUCAAGCCGCUGCGCAGGGAUCCCCCAUACCACCCUUUGGUCCACGACUUGUUUCGCGACCGAGACAACGUCUGGGUCCAGCGAGUGAAGCGUCCCACUGCUCUCGACAUGUGGGAUGCCGCUGAAAGCUCAGGCUCGAAGGAUGGUAAUCAGCAAUCGUAA
Messenger RNA from Trichoderma reesei QM6a, 1869 nucleotides. RefSeq lists its product as uncharacterized. NCBI's taxonomy places the organism in Eukaryota, Fungi, Ascomycota, Sordariomycetes, Hypocreales, Hypocreaceae. The record is from RefSeq and is a predicted model, not a curated record. The coding region runs from base 1 to 1869 and encodes 622 amino acids. The transcript has 2 exons.